AUGGUAUGGAAGGUGGGAGGAGGGGAAAAAAUAAAAUUCUGGAAAGAUAAUUGGUUGGGGGAAGAUUAUAAACUUGAACAGCAAUUCAAUCAGCUAUUCCUGAUUAGUGAUCAGCAGAACAGUACCAUAUCCAACAUGGGAAUCUUUUCCCAAGGCAAGUGGUGUUGGGACUUAAAGUGGAGAAGAAAUUUAUUUGACUAUGAGCAACAUACAACUGUGACAUUCAUGGAAGCAAUUACUGACAUUCAAAUCCAACCUCAUAUGCAGGAUAUUCAGGUUUGGAAAGCUGAUCGCAGUGGUAUAUAUUCUACUAAGUCAGCUUACAGACUUUUGAAGACCACCACCCCAAUUAUGGAGGCCAACAUCCUGAAGAUUGUAUGGAAUCUGAAUGUACCCCCAAGGGCUGCGAUUUUCUCAUGGAGACUUAUCCUAGAUAGACUGCCCACUAGAGGAAAUCUCCUUCGAAGAAAUAUGCAGAAGCAGGAUACUUCAUGCCCUCUGUGUGGGAAUGCUCAAGAGGAGGUGGAUCAUUUGUUCUUCAAUUGUGAAAUGACCUUAGGGCUGUGGUGGGAAUCUAUGAGUUGGAAUCAGAUGGUUGGCCCCAUUGCAUCAUCUCCAGCAGCACACUUUAUUCAAUUCUGUGAGGGCUAUGCCAUAGGGAAAAAUCAAUCUCAUCGAUAUGGAUGGUGGGUAGCUCUGACUAACUCUAUAUGGAAGCAUAGAAACCAGGUGGUUUUCGAGGGUAAUCACUUUCAACCAUCUAAAGUGAUGGAUGAUGCUUUAUUCCUCAAUUGGUCAUGGUUAAAGACCAGAGAGAAACACUUCAGGUUUUCUUUCAACCAAUGGUCUUCUAACCUUGUGGCUUAUUUUAGUUGA
Glycine soja is the source of this 876-nucleotide messenger RNA. RefSeq lists its product as uncharacterized. NCBI's taxonomy places the organism in Eukaryota, Viridiplantae, Streptophyta, Magnoliopsida, Fabales, Fabaceae. The record is from RefSeq and is a predicted model, not a curated record. The transcript has a single exon. Bases 1 to 876 code for a protein of 291 amino acids.